AUGAGAAUGGAUAUGUUCCGGUGGCUACCGGGUGCCUGCGGAAGCCUUGGACCGGCCCUCAUUCCUCCGGCGCACAUCGCCGUCCUGUGGUACUUCUGGCAGAACUAUUCUCGCUUCGUCGACAAACGCUUCUGCUCCUGUUCCUGCUGGGACACGGUCUUUAAAGGAACGUACGAAUCGGGGAUCGCGUCCUACAAGCAUAUGUACUUCAAUGCCACGCAAAACACGAUGAAGAUGUGGCUGCUGAUCGUGAUCGGUGUGAUCGCGCUGUACGAGUGCACCAAGCACCUGAUGCAGCUGCUGCUGCAGAGCAAGGUCCGUUACACCAUGAUCGUCCUGUUUCUGCUGUCGAUCUUCUCCCACUACUACGCCUGGUGGGCCUAUCUGAACUACUACAACGACGAGUACUACCACCAAUGGAACCAUCAGCUGUUUUUUACCAUCACCGAGCUCAUAUCAACCAGCUUCGUGUUGCAUCUGGCCAAUGUCGAGAACCAGGUCACUGCCCGCAAAACGCUCAGCAUCGUCGGCAUCGCGCUGCUACACAUACUGGCCAGCGGUGUCGAUCAGUUCAUAUCAAACGUGUUCCGCGGCGAAGGCUAUCCGCAUCAGGUCGUGCGAGAUCUUGGCUUCAUGAUACCGGACGUGAUGCACCUGAUACUGCCGCUCUGGUUGCUGCGCCAGACCCGGCUCGAGAGCUUCAGCACUCGGCCGUUCUACCGCGACCGGAACCUACGCCGAGACGUGGCGCUCAUGUUCUUCGUCGUAACAGUAUUAUUCACGAUCUGUUCGUUCCUGUAGAAGGAGGAGGAAUGCACGAUCGCCUGGAAACUUCUUCCCACCCAUCACCACCACCACCACCACAAGAGUGUGGCCACACCACCUCCACCAGCUCUCCAACCACCUUCAUCUGGAUUUAGUGAAUCAACGAACCACCGUCCUCGAGAAAAGGAAAAUUGAAGCCAAACUUAUUCCGGAACUGGAUCAAAACGGACAAAGGGAGCGAGAGAGAGAGAGACCGUCCACACACGGAGCGUGUGGAUGUCAAAAGUAUUUAACAAUAUUUUUCAUUCCUUCGUCAUCAGUCACGGACACGGAAACAAAAGGGGACCGGCUACGUACGUUGUAUGCUUUCUUUUGAUUGACCGCGCAUGCAAAGCACGCCAAAUGAGACGCAACGGGACGCCAAACACAUCAUCAUCAUCAUCGUCUUCAUGACGUCGUGAAAGGGAGAACAUAUCCAGAGAAGAAGCACAGAAACUUAUCACUAAUUUUAGUAGAGGGUCUUGCCAUAGGUCGUCGUCAGUGGAGCCCCCACAGCUUCCCGUCCCAUCUCACGGCGUGUCGUAAAGGCUGAUUUAUUCUUCUUCCGAAACUCGCGAGCCGAGACAAAGAGAGAAAGAGACGAGAGAUUUGAUUGAACUGCUGCCGCUGCUUACCGGUGCCGGUUGCGCCAUAUCAGGAUCGCCAGCUUUCCUUUCGUUCCGCUCGUUUAGGCUCCAGCCCACCACGUUGUUAGUGUUAGAGGACGUCGUCGUUGUCUUCCUGCUGCUGGAGGGCAGCAGGAUUCAUUUGGCUGUAAGCGGGGCGGGGCAGUAAAACCAAAAUAUUGAAGCAUGUUAAGGCGUAUUGUUCCGGAGAGCGCAGGAAUGUUGAGAAGUUAGGCCAGAGGUGUUAGAGUGUGUUAGAAACACGGGCGCGCCCGAGUAACUCUUACUCUAGAAUGUAGACAAUAACUAACAGAACCCAACCGCUGAAAGGGGUACAUGUUACGAUUAAGAAAUGUUAGGCAAAAGAAAAUUCGAUAUUAAAAUCCAAUACACAAUAAUGGAAGAGAAACAUACUUUCGUAUAGCCACCCGCUCGAUAAAAAUCGAAUAGUAGAAUUAAAACAAAACCCCCCGUGUGUGAGCGUUAAGCGAAGGGCAAUGGGCAAAGCGGACAAAACAGAAAGGAAGGAAAUAGAACGAAUGGGAAGCGCAUUAUAUACACAGCCACAUCGAUGGACAUGAACUGAGACACACGACAACGUGAAGUAGAAAAUGUGUUUGUUUUGCAUUAAAAUACGUAACACGCGGAACCAGUGCUCAAUGUGGCGGCGCAGAUCUUCGCCAGCGCGCGAAACAUAGUAACAAAAGAAGAAUCAAAACUUAAAACUACGCUAGCGGAAGAAGCUGUAGGCCACGCCGACGCGCUGUGGCGUGAAGGAAUCAUGUUUUAAAACCGUAGAAAACGAAGAAGCUUCCAACUGGAAGGUCAAUCCGAGGCCCCCAGUAGAACCACACAGACCACAACGUUUCGUUUCUUUCGAGUCCCCUCGUACCGCCAUAGCUCUACCAGCUGGCACAGUUUUAACGCAAUAGUGUGAUACCACGCUUCCACUUUUAUGUACAUAAAUUCUGUAUUUGUAUCAGUCAGUUUUUUUACCUACUCUGCCCUCGUACACAACAACAGUUCCGGAGGGCGGAACUGUUAAGAAAAGCGCGAAAACGAUAUCAAUCCAGAGAGUGCGGAACGCGCAGUACACUAGGUCCAGUAGCAGCGUGUUUCUGUGUGUGCGAGUAGUGAAAAUCGCCGGAAAAGCCGGAUCACCGGUGUGUAGAAAACAAUGCAAAGAAACAGUUUUACCGCCAAAUACCACCGCGUGGUGUGUUUGAUCUUCUCUUUAAGUUGCCCAAAAGCAAAGGACCCUCUCGAAUAUAGUGCUUCCUGCCACUCUUUGUUAACUUUGCAACAACCCUAUCCUUUUUUGGU
Anopheles cruzii is the source of this 2753-nucleotide messenger RNA. RefSeq lists its product as uncharacterized. The record is from RefSeq and is a predicted model, not a curated record. Bases 1 to 801 code for a protein of 266 amino acids. The transcript is spliced from 4 exons. NCBI's taxonomy places the organism in Eukaryota, Metazoa, Arthropoda, Insecta, Diptera, Culicidae.